Molecule: messenger RNA, 363 nt
Organism: Penicillium subrubescens
Lineage: Eukaryota; Fungi; Ascomycota; Eurotiomycetes; Eurotiales; Aspergillaceae
Exons: 2
Coding region: 1-363 (120 amino acids)
Source: RefSeq, a predicted model, not a curated record
AUGAUAGCAGAAGCGCCAAACCAGCGCGCGAUGAUCGCCGCGACUCGGCCGUUGCAGGUGACCGGCAGCGCGGAUGGGAUCGGUAUUCUGGGUAAGCUUAACGAGGUUCUCCUUGGAAAGGUUGAUGCGUUCACUCAAGAGUCGGGGCCCGCGAGGGAGGACAUAGUACAUGUCACCGGUAGUUUUGUUCUGAACGAUGCCCUCGGUGCUGGGAUCGAAAGGGAUGUUCUCGAAACUGGUGACGGGGUGUUCGUGGGCGGCGCGGUUUCGGACUUGUUGUGUGAUGCCGACGGCGAGGACGUGUACUUGGAUUUUGUUGUCGGUGGGAUUUCUGAUGUCUCCGUUCAUGAGGGAGGGGGCUGA